AUGAUUCCCGCCGCUCCGUUCUCCCAAGUCGCGACGCCGUUGCCAAAAAAAAAAAAAAGUUUAAAUAUCCCUUCCAGCGCUACCCGCAUCACGCAGCCCCUGUCCACGCCACGGCGCUCUCCGCUUGACUCUCUCGAGCCGCAUCUCCACCGCUCCUCUCUUCUCCGGCUCCGGCCCGGCUUCAACGUGAAAAAGGAAAGGUUUGCAAGAGGGGCAUGGGGAGAGGACGACCUGUACCAAUUGGAUCUGGGAGGAUCAGGUAAAGGUCCAGGAUUGCUCGCAGCACGCUACAGUCACUCACACCCAAGCUAUGGAGGAGGCACUAGCGGGGGUGAGGGCGACGCGGUUACUUCCGCCGCGGCGGCGGCCGGGGACCCUCAGUACACGUACCUGUCUAUCGCCGACGCCCUCAAGGUUCCCGGCGUCCGGGUCUGCAUCGUCGCCGUCGUCUCCGAGAUCGGCACAGCCGUCCGCAGCCGUGGCACGGAUUUCACUCUUACGUUGAGGAUUGUGGAUCAAUCAAGCACGGCUGGAAUCUCUGCUACAUUUUUUGCUGACGACACUGCCCUAUUGCCCUGUGUUAAGUCAAGUGGAGAUGUGAUCAGUCUCCAUAACGUCAUGAUAACAAUGCAUGGGGAGUUCUUUGUUACAUUUAACAAAAAGUUUUCUUCAUUCGCGCUAUUUGAAAGCAAAGUAUUUGCUGAGUGCAGCCCAUAUCAGUCUUCUAUGAAAUAUCGUGGCGGCAUAGAUGACAAAGAACUUUUAACCCAGCAGAGAACGUGGCUUGCAUAUAAUCCUCUUGGUCUGGAAGAUCUCGAAUUGCAGUUAAGGAGUUUAAAGUCUGAUUCUACUUUUGAUCUAGUAUGCAAGGUUGUUCAUGUCCAUGAAGAUAGCGGCAAAUGGAUUUUUUAUGUUUGGGAUGGAACUGAUACCCCUGCAGCUGAGUUUCAGGCAAUUUUGGAUGCUGAGGCAGUUCAGUCACCCCCUCUACUUGAAGGACCACCUCUACCCAGGGAGGUUUUGUGCACAAUGCCAUGUGUCGGAACUGUUCUGAGGAUUUAUUCAAACAGGUUUAUCAAGGAAGUAUUACACAUGCAAAAGGGUAUUUAUUGGGCCAGGUUCUGCAAUAUUACUUGCAAGCAAGAGUUUGGCAUUUGGAAAGGCAUUUUGCUGGCCACUAGUAGAAUUCGCCUUUUAUCUCAUGAAGAUGGUAGCGUUGUUGAUCGUCUGAAGAUGUAUGACAGCCGCAACGCCAACAAAGUUCACCGCCGGCCGAUGACAGGCAUCCCCUCUAAUGUUACUGAUGUAGAAUAUAAGAAAGCAGGUUACUCAACGUUAAUGGAGUCUUUAACUCAUGAUGAGGUGACACACAAAUUGAAAACCUUGGUCCGUGUUGUGGGAGCAUAUCCAUGUCAUCCUAGUGAAGUCCAUUUUUUGCUUUCAACUGGACAUUGUAUGCGGUUGACUCUUGAGGAUCCUACAGCGAGAAUUCAUGCGUUUGUCCAUAAGGAUGAGAUGGUCAAAUUCUUCGGUGGUUUUCUGACCGAAGAAGCUGUUAAAAAAGAAGAUGAACAAGCUACUGGGCAACCCAGAACCAGAAGACAGCGAGGAAGGUGCCUCCUUGACCAGGAAUCCACCUUGGAUAUGGUGUUGCUUGAUGUCAUACUAUAA
Molecule: messenger RNA, 1671 nt
Organism: Miscanthus lutarioriparius
Lineage: Eukaryota; Viridiplantae; Streptophyta; Magnoliopsida; Poales; Poaceae
Source: the annotation of a GenBank genome assembly